Messenger RNA from Beta vulgaris subsp. vulgaris (sugar beet), 1561 nucleotides. RefSeq names its product F-box protein SKIP8. Lineage: Eukaryota; Viridiplantae; Streptophyta; Magnoliopsida; Caryophyllales; Amaranthaceae. The transcript has 3 exons. Gene Ontology annotation, molecular function: protein binding. Bases 278 to 1183 code for a protein of 301 amino acids. The record is from RefSeq and is a predicted model, not a curated record.
GAGUAUUCAACGAAAAAAAUUCAGUUACAAGUUAGUACAACUCACACUAACCUUCUUCCUCCACAUCCCAUUUCCCCCUCUCUCUCUCUCUUCCCUCUGCAAAUUCCAUUAAAGAAACGAAGCUCUAGGGUUUUACAUCACCUACAAAGCUACAAUCAAAUUCAGAAAUUCAACGCAACACCGCAAGAAAUUGACGAAUUUCCCCCAAAUUUUCAAAAAAAAAUCAGCGAGGUUUUCUAGGGUUUUUCAUGUACAUUGAAGCUUUAAUGUCUUGUGAAUGGAGGUUCCCUUAUCAUCCUUUCUUUCAUUUCAUUCCUUCAUUGUAGCCGUUGCCGCCACCAUAAUUUGCUCUAUUUUCGCCGUUUUCGCUCUUCGAUUUUCUCUCUCCUCCUCUUCUUGGUCUUUUAAAGCUGAUACAAGAAGAACGAAUUUCACAACAGAGAAAGAAUUCAAAGAUACUACUAUUUGCGCUUCAGAUUCUGGUUGCUGCUGUAACGGCGUCGUUUUGACCUCCGAUUCGACUGAAAACGGCCUAGAAAUGCCGGCGUUAUUAGCUUCGGAAAAGCAAACUGGUGCUUCGAUGAUGGAGCAAUUAGUGCCGGAAAUUACGACUCAUGCGCUCAGUUAUCUGGAUUAUCCUAGCUUAUGUCGUCUCUCUAUGACUAAUUCACACAUGAGGAAGGCUGCUAAUGAUGAUAAUGCGUGGAAAGCUCUUUAUCAUAAGGAUUUUACUCUGGAACAAGAUUCUGUCAGACCAGCUAAUGGUUGGAAGGCUUACUAUGCAGCUACAAGAGCAAUUGUGAAUAUCAAUGCAGAAUUCUUUAACAUCAUCAGGGAAAGAUCAGUUCAAGCAAUGAGUCGUUUCUGGCUUAAUGUAGACUAUGUGAAGUGUAUUCAUGCUUCAGGAGAGCUUUUUACGGGGUAUAAUGCAGUUAUAGAGAGUUGGCAGAUUGCAUUUAAUUGGGUGCAACAAGCAGAUGGCUUCCAACUUCGUGAUGUGCGAGCUAGGAUUCUGACUGACAUGGCUUGGGUUACGAUGAAAACCUAUGUUGACGUUAAUGCUGGGCCAUACAAUGUGACCAAUGUGUUCGAGCAUCACAACGGGAGGUGGUACAUGGUCCAUCAUCACUGCUCGAUGAUGCUGGUUGAUGAAGAUGUUGAUCAACAGAUUGCGCAUGCAUAAGCCACGUAGGAAGGAACUAAUAAUCAAUGAACAUAGUAGUAACCGGGAAAAAAAGUAAAAAAAUUAGUACAGCAUCAUAUGUCUUUCGUGAGAUAUAUUGUGGUUCCAUUUGAAUGAUCCAAUAUGUUAAUUGUUUCCCCCAGUUUUGGCUGCUGUUUCACGAGUAGGGCGAUGUCUGUGUAUCGAAUCCAACUUGGGUUUGGUAACGGUAUUGAUGUCAAUACUUCGGGUGUUAAAUGGAGAAUUAGUUAGGCAUUUUACUAGAUUUGGAGCACAUAAGAGAUUCAAGUCUCAAAUGAUUGUCUCUACUAGUACAUAAUAGGCAGUCAGGCAGUUGCUUAAUUCAUGAAUCAUAUUGCGUUCGAAGUAUUUCUCGGG